UAUGGAAAGUGCGACAUAUAAAAUCCUGAGACAACACAAGCCCGCAGAAGCAAGAUAAGAAAUCACAACGAGAAAUUUUUGAGGAAGGGAGAAAGAGGAACCAUGAACGUAGAGGAAGAGGUUGAGCGACUCAAGGAAGAGAUCCACAGACUCGGCAAGAUCCAACCUGAUGGAUCCUAUAAGGUCACCUUCGGUGUGCUAUUCAAUGACGAUAGAUGUGCAAACAUAUUUGAAGCAUUGGUUGGAACACUAAGAGCAGCAAAGAAGCGUAAAGUACUUGCAUAUGAUGGUGAGCUAUUACUGCAGGGUGUGCAUGACAAUGUGGAAAUCACACUAAAGCCACCACCUCAGCCAGCAUAGCAUCGGCUGACUCGGUUUUCGAGAAUGAAUGGAAUGCCAGAAUUUCAUGCAGCAGAACUUGUUUCUGCUGUUAAAUGCAGUAAAUGCUAUUAUAUAGUUAAUGUUGCUUGUGACAAGAAAGAAGUGUCUUAUUUAUGUAUCUUGAUUUACAUCUGUUGAGUUUCUGUAUGAAAAAACACACGAGAGAUGUUGGUGAAUAGAAUUUAUGGAUGUAUUUGCUUGUUUUAAAAUUUUGGCCACAGUUUUGGCUCCA
Molecule: messenger RNA, 613 nt
Organism: Manihot esculenta (cassava)
Lineage: Eukaryota; Viridiplantae; Streptophyta; Magnoliopsida; Malpighiales; Euphorbiaceae
Product: costars family protein ST45-2
Exons: 2
Coding region: 103-360 (85 amino acids)
Biological process (GO): regulation of actin filament-based process
Source: RefSeq, a predicted model, not a curated record